This is a messenger RNA of Onychomys torridus (southern grasshopper mouse), 2469 nucleotides long. Its product is annotated as leukocyte immunoglobulin-like receptor subfamily B member 3. Bases 1 to 2469 code for a protein of 822 amino acids. NCBI's taxonomy places the organism in Eukaryota, Metazoa, Chordata, Mammalia, Rodentia, Cricetidae. The transcript is spliced from 12 exons. The record is from RefSeq and is a predicted model, not a curated record.
AUGCAGCCUCUAGGAGGAGAUGUCAUGAUGUUCACCAUCAGAGCUCUGCUGUGCCUGGGGACCCUCCCUAAGCCUGUACUCAGAGCCCAGCCAGAACUUGUGGUCUCCAAUCAAACUAAUGUGACCUUCCUGUGUGAGGGUACAACAGGAGCUAAAGAGUACUAUAUCUACAAAGAUGGAAGUCAUUAUGAACAGUUAUCAGGGAUUCUCCUAAAGCCUGGGAACAAGGCUGAAUUCUCCAUCACAAAAACUGACCAGCACCACGCAGGGAGAUAUCAAUGUCGUUAUUGGAUCCAUGAUGGAUGGUCUGAGUACAGUGAGUCCUUGGAGCUUGUGGUGACAGGAGUCUACAGUAAACCCAGCCUGUCAGCCCAGCCCAGCCCUGUGGUGACUGAAGGAGGGAAUGUCAGCCUCCAGUGUGUCUCAGGGCAGCAAUAUGACAGGUUCAUUCUGACUCAGGAAGUGCCACAGAAGCGCUCCUGGACACUGGCCUCAGAGUAUAACUUGUCAACUGAAGGAUUCCAGGCUCUUUUCUCUGUGGGCCCUGUGAUCUCCAGUCAAAGAUGGACAUUCCGAUGCUAUAGCAAUGACCUGAGCAGACCACUGGUGUGGUCAGAACCUAGUGAUCCUGUGGAGCUCCUGUUCUCAGGUAAACUCCACAAACCUAUCAUAAAGGCUGUGCCAGGCUCUGUGAUUGCCUCCAGAAGUGCCGUGACUAUCUGGUGUCAGGGGAGCCUAGAUACAGAAAUAUAUGUUCUGCACAAAGAGGGAAGCUCAAAACCCUGGGGCACACAGACCCCAGAGAAACCUGGGGGUAAGGCCAAGUUCUCCAUCCUUUCUGUGACAAAGCAACAUGUAGGACAAUAUCACUGUUACUGUUACAGCUCAGCAGGCUGGACAGAGCACAGUGACCCAUUGGAGAUUGUGGUGACAGGAAUCCACAGACAUAUACCAAUCCUGUCAGCCCUGCCUGGCAAUGUGGUGACCACAGGAGGCAACAUGACUCUCCAGUGUGUUUCACUGAGAAAAUAUUACAAGCUCAUUCUCUCCAAGGAAGAUGAGAAGUUCUCCAUCUCCCUGGAUUCACAGUAUAUAAGCCAUGAUGGGCACUCCCACGCCAUGUUCUCUAUGGGUCCUGUGACCUCAGUCCACAGAGGGACAUUCAGAUGUUAUGGUUACUACAAUGAUACCCCCCAGUUCUGGUCACUACCCAGUGACCCUCUGGAAAUACACAUCUCAGGGCUGUCCAAGAAACCCUCCCUGUUAAGUCACCAAGGCUGUAUCCUGGACCCUGGAAAGAGCCUCACACUGCAGUGUUGUUCUGAUAUCAACUAUGACAGAUUUGUUCUGUACAAGGUGGGCUCAACUAACUUCACCCAGCAUCAUCGCAAAUGGACCCAGGCUCUUUUCUCCUUGGCCAACUUCACACUGGGCUCUGUGAACAGUUCUACUGCAGGCCAAUACAGGUGCUAUGGUGCACACAACUUCUCCUCUGAGUGGUCUGCCUCUAGUGACACUUUGGACAUCCUGAUCUCAGGACAGCUUUCCUUCAGUCCUUUCCUCUCAGUGAAGCCUAACUCCACAGCACAUCCAGGAGACAAUGUGACCCUUCUGUGUUGGUCAAGAGAAAGAGUGGAGACUUUCAUUCUGUACAAAGAGGGGUCAGUCCAUCAACCCCAGCGACUAAAAUCAAAGUUCCAAGAUCGGCACUUCCAGGCAGAAUUUUCCAUGAUUGCUGUGACCUCUGCCAUUUCUGGAAACUACAGGUGCUAUGGUUCUCAAGACUCAUCACCAUACUUGUUGUCAUAUGCCAGUGCCACCGUGGAGCUCAUAGUCUCAGGACCCAUUGAAGCCUCCAGCCCACCACCCUCAAGGCCCAUGAAAACAGCUGGACUGGAAAUGUACCUGCAGGCUCUGAUUGCAGCAUCUGUGGCCUUCCUCCUGUUCCUCUUCAUCCUCAUCUUCCUCCUCCGGCAAAGGAAACAGGGCAAAUGCAAGAAGGAUGAUACUUCAGUGGAGAAAAUGCAGCCUGAGCAUGGUGUGGAGCUGGAGAGUUGGAGACCAACUGAGGAAGGCCCCUUGGGUGAUGUAUAUGCCAAGGUGAAGCCCUCUAGCCUCAGGAGGGCAGCAACUCUCCUACCUUCUCUCAUGUCAAGAGAAGUCCUGGACACCAAAUAUGGACAAGCAGAAAAGGACAGAGUAAUGGACACUCAGGCUUCAGAAUAUGAAGAGCCCGAGGAUGUGACCAAUGCCCAACCUUUCAACAUGAUGCUCAGACAGGAGACCUCUGCACUCACUCCCUCCCAGACAGGUGAUGUCCCAGAGGAGCCAGUCUAUAUGCUGCCCUGGAAGUCACUAACCCAGAGACCAUUUGAAAGAACAGAAAUUAAUGACCCUCUGACUGCAAGGAUGGUUAAUGGAGACGUUGAAGUGAUUCUUGGAAUUUUGGGGAAAACAUCUGCAUUUUGA